Hydractinia symbiolongicarpus is the source of this 631-nucleotide messenger RNA. Its product is annotated as 60S ribosome subunit biogenesis protein NIP7 homolog. Gene Ontology annotation, biological process: ribosome assembly; ribosomal large subunit biogenesis. The record is from RefSeq and is a predicted model, not a curated record. The coding region runs from base 50 to 592 and encodes 180 amino acids. The transcript has a single exon. Gene Ontology annotation, cellular component: nucleus; nucleolus; preribosome, large subunit precursor. Gene Ontology annotation, molecular function: RNA binding. NCBI's taxonomy places the organism in Eukaryota, Metazoa, Cnidaria, Hydrozoa, Anthoathecata, Hydractiniidae.
UAUGACAUGAUUUUUAUAAUAUAGCUACAUAUAUUUAUAAAAAAAAGUCAUGCGUCCCCUUACUGAAGAAGAAACGAAAGCUGUGUUUGAGAAAUUAACCAAAUAUAUUGGAGAAAAUGUAAAAUGUCUCAUUGAUAGACCAGAUGGAUUAUAUUGUUUUCGACUGCACAAAGAUCGUGUCUAUUAUGUGAAAGAAGAAAUUAUGAAAAAGGCUACAAAUGUUGGUCGAGACAAUCUUGUAUCAGUGGGAACUUGUUUUGGAAAGUUUACAAACAGUGGAAAGUAUAAACUUCAAAUAACUGCACUGGACUUUUUGGCCCCUUAUGCUAAAUUUAAAAUAUGGGUUAAGCCAGGCUCAGAACAGUCUUUCUUAUAUGGACACCAUAUUCAAAAAAGUGGACUGGGUCGUAUAACUGAUAAUACAGCCCAGUACCAGGGUGUUGUUGUCUAUUCAAUGAGUGAUGUUCCCUUGGGGUUUGGAGCUACUGCAAAAAGUACGCAACAGUGCCGACAUGCUGAUUCAUCAGAUAUAGUUUGUUUUCAUCAAGCAGACAUUGGAGAAUAUCUGCGCCAUGAAGACACUUUGAUUUAGUAGUUUUUAGUGCCUAAAUAUUUUCAUCAUUAUAUAAAA